Messenger RNA from Anarrhichthys ocellatus (wolf-eel), 2706 nucleotides. RefSeq names its product protein kinase, AMP-activated, beta 1 non-catalytic subunit, a (gene prkab1a). Lineage: Eukaryota; Metazoa; Chordata; Actinopteri; Perciformes; Anarhichadidae. Gene Ontology annotation, molecular function: protein kinase binding. Gene Ontology annotation, biological process: signal transduction. The coding region runs from base 257 to 1066 and encodes 269 amino acids. The transcript has 8 exons. The record is from RefSeq and is a predicted model, not a curated record. Gene Ontology annotation, cellular component: nucleotide-activated protein kinase complex; cytoplasm; nucleus.
GAGCUCACAGGAAACAAAGUGGGGCCUUGAAGUUUUGAAGGUUAUAAAAAGGCAUUGUUACAGCUGGACCAUUGUAGUUCGAAGGUCACUUGAAGACCUUUUGUGUGAAUGGAGAGUCGCUCUCCCUCACUGCACAUGAUUCAUCCAAGAACCAUCUGACGAAAAAAAAGUCUUCUCAGCUCAGUCUUUUCUGAGCUGCUGGCCGGCUUUUUUUUCCUCACAGUGACCUUGUACCAGCCUACAACAAGACACAGCCAUGGGGAAUACAAGCAGUGAGAGGGCUGCCAUGGGCCAUGGGGACAAGGCCCAGCGGAGGGACAGCCGAGGUGCCAAGGAGGGAGGGGGGCCAAAAAUCCUGAUGGACAGCCCCGACGAUGCAGAUAUUUUUCACGGCGAUGACAUGAAGGCUCCGUUAGAGAAAGAGGAGUUCCUCGCCUGGCAGCAUGACUUGGAAGUAGAUGACAAAGCGCCAACUCUAGACCGACCAACAGUCUUUCGCUGGACUGGAGAUGGCAGGGAGGUCUACCUCUCCGGAUCCUUCAACAACUGGGUCAACAAGAUUCCUCUCAUACGAAGUCAGAACACCUUCGUGGCCAUUGUUGAUCUGCCAGAAGGGGAGCAUCAGUACAAGUUCUACGUGGACGGCCAGUGGACCCACGACCCAGCUGAGCCGGUUGUGAACAGUCAGCUCGGGACGGUCAACAACAUCAUCCAGGUGAGGAAAACGGACUUCGAGGUAUUCGACGCUCUCAUGGUGGACUCGCAGAAAUGCUCUGACAUGUCAGACUUCUCCAGCUCUCCUCCCGGGCCGUAUCAUCAGGACGCAUAUGUUCCUAAACAGGAAGAGAAGAUCAAGUCUCCACCCAUCCUCCCACCUCACCUGCUGCAGGUCAUCCUCAACAAAGACACUGGGAUUUCUUGUGACCCUGCACUACUCCCAGAACCCAACCAUGUCAUGCUCAACCACCUCUACGCUCUUUCCAUUAAGGAUGGAGUGAUGGUGCUCAGCGCGACACACCGCUACAAGAAGAAGUACGUCACCACGUUGCUGUACAAGCCCAUCUGAUUGACGACUUUUUCAUCCGGUCAGAAAACUGCACACUGAGUGUACAAAAUAUCAGCUCCACCUGUUCUUUCCGUAAACGUAGAGACGGCAGGUGAAUUUGGGGUCCUGGAUGAGAAUCCUAGAUCAAGCUAUGGCUAAUAAUAGCUCAGAGAUUAUAUUCUGUACACUCCCUGUAUAUCCAGUUAUUGUGCACAUCUGUUCGGGAUGAUAAAUGUCGCUCAGUCAUUCCAGUCCUACAUAACCUGCCUUUAUUUGUUCACCGGUUGCCCUCUGUAGGUGUCAACAACACUGUCUUUGCUUUGUAGACGUAGAUAGGCAGUAAUAGUGGAGGCUGGGCAUUACGGCAUGUCUGUGGUCAAUACGAACAGGAAUGUAGUGAGGAGUGGGGCUGGGCCGUAUGGAGAAAAAUCAAAACGCACGAGAUCAGUAAUGUGGAUAUAACGACUAAGUGAGCCGAGGCAAACUUUAAAGUCAUGCAGCUACACUUCACGAUAUCUAGUAUCAUAUCACGACAUUGAAAAAAAUAUCAAUAUAUUGCCCAGCAGCCCUACUGGAAAUGCUGGGAUAAUGUGACAGAAAGCCCUCAGAUGCAGGAGGGAGCUGCAGAGUGUCAUUGAAAACACAACAGCAGUACAAUGGAGAAUGUGAAUGAGGUGGAAGGAGUGAAUGCACUGCAGUAGUUCACUGUUUUCAUUUGCCUGUUAAUCUUGAGAACGUGUGGAGUUAUAUUUACUGAUGACGGCAAAGCACACACAUUAUCAUUAGUCAGAAUAUGUCGUAAUAUUUUUUUUUAUACUUUGGUUUAUGAUGUGGUUUGUUGUCAAAAAGUUUCUUUAGUUAGUUGCAGUGAUGUGGUCAAGAUUUAGACAAGAGCAGCUUUUUUUUUUUUUUUUGAGAUUUUAUUAGCUUUGCACUAUGACAACAAAGGUUUAUUUUUGAUGUAGAAUAUGCAUACAGUGUAUGUACACUUGCAGCACGACAAUGCAGAAUAACGCUGACCCUUCUGAACUGGUCUUCACACUGAAUCACAACCAUUUUCCUUCUUUUAUACAAUUUAAAUGCAUUCCAGUCACACCAGACAGUUGAUUUCCGCCAGCUUAGUGAACAUUGACAAUCUUUAGUAGCAGUGUCCGUGUCAGAUGGUUGAGGGAAGAAAAAAAGACAAAGCAGGAAAUGGAAUAAUGAAGAUAUUUGGACUGAAAUAAGGGUCAGUACGAGACAUGUCAUGUUACCUUGAAGAACUAUGAUGAAGGAAUGAGAAUAGGAUCAUUUGACAGAGUCCUACUGUUAUAUAAGUAUGUGAGAUGUAAGUUGUUCAUGUUUGUACCGUUAAUGGUCUUUGUAUUUCAUGACGUCUGACAGGAAUGUGCUUUAAGUUAAAAAGCAAGUGGUUUCUAUUUACAUCAAUGUAUCAUUGCAAUUAUCAGAUUAGACCGUGAUGUUAAUUAUUUCCGUUCUACAGACAAUCUCCUCAGUAAACAUCCCAUUUGUUUGUCUGCUGUUUUCUCAGAAAUAACUAAUAAUUUAUUGAUGCGAAAAUAUAUCGCAGUAUCAAAAAUGUCGUUGACCUUUUGAUGGUGUGUACAUUUUUGUUUCCAAUUUUGAGAGAUAUUUGUAUUAAAGAUUAAGUUACAAAGUCA